Molecule: messenger RNA, 2036 nt
Organism: Bactrocera neohumeralis
Lineage: Eukaryota; Metazoa; Arthropoda; Insecta; Diptera; Tephritidae
Exons: 2
Coding region: 248-1363 (371 amino acids)
Biological process (GO): negative regulation of Notch signaling pathway; positive regulation of neuron differentiation
Cellular component (GO): nucleus
Molecular function (GO): DNA binding; transcription corepressor activity
Source: RefSeq, a predicted model, not a curated record
GCUACAGGAUAUACAAAAGACAUUUCAAUGUAGCAACCUUCAAAUUUAAGAUUGUCGGAGCCACAACAACAAAUUUACUAUUUUCUUUAUUUCUGCAGCGCUUGAGGUGGAUAACUGAUACACCACGUCGUCACGUACAACAAUCUACCUGUGGACCACUCUCUGAGCUUAUUUUUCUGAACUCUGCUCACUGUGAAUUUCAGAACAACUGCUUUUUCACAAAGUAAAUAAAAUAAAGUUAAAAAGUAUGGACCACCUGCUACCGAUUCUUUCUGAGGAGGAAUACGCAGCUGAAAUCGAAUUGUGUGAUAAGGCCGAAGAUCCGGAUGAAGUAGACAAUGUGAUAAAGAGAUGGUUGAGACUAUAUUUACCCGCAUUGACGCCUGGUGAACUCACUCAGGAAUCCUUAGAUAUUAUUAAAUGCAGAGUUACACAUACGGAGAUAAUGACUAAACUUUCAAGAAGAUAUAGAAGAUUGAUGGAGGACCAAAAAAGCUCUACCAAUCAAUUAAAUGUCACUGCAAGCGACGCAAACACGACGCAUGCUGAACCAAGUACAAGUAGCUCCUGCGCCACAGCACCCCCUGCACACAGCACAAGUACACCAACAUUUAACCCCCCACCAACCACGGCAAGUUCAUUGCCUAUGCAAAUACCAAAUUUGCCCACUACAAGUAGUUCCAGCGUCAUAGCACCCCCUGCACACAGCACAGGUACACCAACAUUUAACCCCCCACCAACCGCGGCAAGUUCAUUGCCUAUGCGAAUACCAAAUUUGCCCACUACAAGUAGUUCCAGCGUCAUAGCACCCCCUGCACACAGCACAGGUACACCAACAUUUAACCCCCCACCACCCGUGGCAAGUUCAUUGCCUAUGCGAAUACCAAAUUUGCCCACUACAAGUAGUUCUAGCGUCACAGCACCCCCUGCACACAGCACAGGUGCACCAACAUUUAACCCCCCACCACCCGUGACAAGUUCAUUGCCUAUGCAAAUACCAAAUUUGCCCCCUACUGACGACUGUGAGUACACAGUGAUUGGUCCGAAUGGCACAACGGUAUCCACCAGAGUUUUCCAAGACAUAUCAUUUAAGGAGCCGACCGUGGCCACGCGCAGCUUGCUUUGUUUGGUCUUCACGGAAGAGGUCUUGGCGAGAAAUACACUCAGCGGUAAGCCCUCACCAGCAUUUAAGGGUCGUGAACGUCCUCUUAAGGGACAACUAGAUCCGGACAAAGUUUCAGAUGUCAUACAUUGUAUUACAUCGCGCACAGAUUUCACUGAAAAGAAUGUUCGCACCGUAAUCACCGCAAAAUGUUCGGAUAGCACAAAGAAGAUAAAAAAACUUAAGCGGAAGCAAGAAUAGAAGCCACGGUGGCUCGGUAGCCACAAAUUAUAUGUUAAAUUUAUUUAUAAGGAAUCGGUUUUAUAUUUUAUUUUAUGUUAUCUAAAGAUGGUUUAUGUUACACAUGUAUGUAUGUACAUAUAUGUAGAUAUAAUUAGUUGAUUUAUACGUUGUGACAAGUGAUCUUUGAUUUGUCUAUUGAUAAGAUAUUUCAUAUAUGGUAAAUUAUAUAUUUAUUUAAAAUUUUCUUACUCGAUAGUUAUAUUAUUCAUAAUUAGUGAUUUUAUAAUUAAGUUUAUUACAAAAAAAGAGAAGGAGUAAGGAAAACGAUGAAGAAUAACGGGGAGAGAAAGAUACUCACUUUCAAGGCGGAUUAGUUGCGAGCACGUUUAUGUUCCAUAUUCUUGCCUUAUAUGUGAAUUAUAUAUGAUUUUAGUUUAUUGCUGGAUUUGUAAGAGCAUUUUAUGUCAUUUAUGAGUUUUGCUAUAUAUUUUUAUUAUAUACUUGUAUAAUUAAUAGUUUUAAUACGUUUAAAAAAAGUGUGGAUGUAAGGACAAGUUGUGAUGAAACACAAAAGAAAUACUUUGAAGACAAAUUAGUUGUGAGCUCGGUUGAUAUUAUUAUAUGUUAAGGAAAUAUAAUCUAAUUAUACUAUAUUAGUGUAGUAUUUUAUAUAAUUUAUGUAUUAAUGUUU